Messenger RNA from Pecten maximus, 1112 nucleotides. RefSeq lists its product as uncharacterized. Bases 474 to 977 code for a protein of 167 amino acids. The transcript has 3 exons. The record is from RefSeq and is a predicted model, not a curated record. Lineage: Eukaryota; Metazoa; Mollusca; Bivalvia; Pectinida; Pectinidae.
GGGUAACAUCUAGAAGUGACGAGUGAAAAUUCUAUGGUGGCUUAUAAGAAAUUCACACUCCAACAUACAUCGUAUAGACCACAAUAUCUACUCUGUAAAAAGAUAUUUUUUCUGGGUGACUAAUCGAAAAAAAAAAUGCACGUUUCUCAAAUAAAUCGUUCCGCUCAUUGACAUCGGGUUAAGAUUUGGAUCACGGCGCUGACGACAGCUCGAAUGCGCGUGAUGAGAGCGAGUUUGACGGAGCCUAUUGGUUAUCUAUGGUUAGCGAUGAUGGAUGCGUGAUAUGUAAACACAUAGAUAUAGAUGGUAGCCGCUGUAUCCCCUCCGCCUCUCAGUUCGCAGAGCGGGACUGUAACUGAUGCUGAGCCUCCGGUUUACCAGAUACCCAGUACCAGAAUUUAUACACACUGUAAAUAAGUGUUUCUUUAUGCGUUCCUGACAUGGCGACUAUUGCUAGAUUGUGACAUGGCAAAAUGGAAGUGAUAGUUGUGGUGGUUUUCUUUGUUCUACUACAAACUGAAGUAACCAACGCGGAAUGUGAGGGGUGUACAUACGGAUGUUGUAGGACAGACCGAGGGGACGAGGAAUGCUGUACGGCCAUAGUCCCCGUGUUCGGUGUCAUCGCUGCUGUGAUGUCAUGUGGUGUCGUCAUAGCUAUUGUCGCCAUCGUCUGCUGCUGUCGACGUCAACGACCGGACGUCUCCAAGAAAGGGUCACAACCGUCUCCUGACGGACCAGCGUCCAGGACAGCACUAGGUACAGCCAGCCAGAGGUACCCCCUGAUGCCCCUCAGAGACUGUGAUGGUAGAGUUACCCACUCUUCACCAUGGACAGACAUCGAGGGUCGCGACAGCUGGUCCAUGGGGAUAGCUCCAGGACACACCCUCGUCCCCACACCCACGGGGUCAACGUACAGCAUCAGAACUAGCACAGUAGUCGACUUACCCUCCUAUCAACAAAACUUCUCCGUCUUCUAAACUCUUCUACAACUGGUUUUAACCUAGCCCGAUUUUUCUCUGGCCCUGACACCAUAUGUACACCAGACAUGGUGUCAGGACCAGAGGAAACUCGGGCUACACCAGACAUGGUGUCAGGACCAGAGGAAACUCGGG